Molecule: messenger RNA, 2700 nt
Organism: Ectocarpus sp. CCAP 1310/34
Lineage: Eukaryota; Phaeophyceae; Ectocarpales; Ectocarpaceae
Source: the annotation of a GenBank genome assembly
CACGAGCAGCAGAGAGAAGUACGCACCAUGAACAGCGGCAGCGUAGAGUCCAAUGGAGAUCCUUCGGCCGACUUGUUCAAGGCCACAGCUGCGCUGAUCCUUUUCUCGAUAGCGUUGGUCGGAGGUCUCCUGCCUCAGCGUCUGCAAGAUGUCGGCAAGAAGGUAGUGUCGUGCCUCAACAUGGCUGCGGGCGGAGUCUUCUUAUCUACGGCGAUGGUUCACAUGUUGCCUGAGAGCAGCGAGACGCUGAACGACUCUUGGGGGGACGUGUUUCCAUGGGCAGGCUUCUUAUGCUCCUUCGGGUUCCUCUUGAUUCUAUUCAUCGACCAAGGGGUAUCGAUAUCCCACGCAAGCCGCAGGAAGGGUAGAAAGGGGGGUCACAGCCUGGUGCCCACGGAGCCACCAAGCGCGUAUGACGUAAAUAGUUUCGGCCAAGGACAAGGAAUGAACGGCGGGAGCCAUCGGAACACCGACUCAGAAGACCUAGCUGCGCUCAUGGUCGCUAUUUCACCCAAGGCUCCUCUGGGUUACUCCGCCAUGGGCGAUGCGGAAGAGGCAGUGGUGCGAGGGGGCCACGCGAAUGGCGGCCAUAGUGGUGAUGUCGGGGCAGGGGGAGCCAGCGGUAGUGACGGGGAUCACCUUGGGGGGGCGCAUGCGCACGGGCUGGGGGAGGAGGGGGACGGGGUGUGGGUGCGCCUGGCUCUCCUGUUGGCGUUGUCGGUGCACUCGGUGAUGGAAGGGCUGGGAGUUGGCGCCGAGGCCACGAAGGCUUACGAUUUGCUCUUCGCGAUCGGAGUUCACAAGGGGAUCGCCGGGUACGCGCUAGGCGCCGCCCUACUCCAGAGCGGCGUCCACGCAAAGCGGGUCACCCUGUACAUCUUCGCCUUCUCCGCCAUGACCCCCGUGGGCAUCCUCGUGGGUGACAUCGUCCAACAGGACGCCGAAAACGACUCAGGCGGUGCCGUGUGCGUAGCGCUGGCCGCGGGAACUUUCUUGUAUGUUUCCUUGAUGGAGGUUCUCCCGCCGGAGCUCGCUUCUACGGAGAACGGGUGGAGCAAGAUGGGGUCCCUGGUGCUUGGGUUCUUGGUCGCGACGGGGGUGGGGUGGCUCGUGGGAUGAUCCGGUUUGGUUUGGUCUGCGGUAUCGUAUUUUUUCGGCGUGCCUAAGGUCUGUUGGGGUACAGCGAGCGAGCUCAAAUAUAGCAUUCAAGAGAUUCUACAGAGAAGAUGAUUGGGACGCAGCUUUCUGGUUGGCCAUCUUUGAAAAAGAUUGCCCCGCGAGGUUUUCGUUUUUUUACCAAUGAGAAAACUGCGUGCCCACGGCAAGACCGCUUUUCUUCCGCAUAGCAGUGAGUGUGGUUUUUUGCCAGUGUACAUGAGUCAAGUUAAAUGCGUGGUUCGGACGGCGGGGUGGUGGUGGUUUGGAUAGGAUGGGCGUGGUUUUGGUUCAAGCGGGGGAUUGGAUGCCGUUUAGGGAACGCGGCUUGUGUAGGAGACGUCAGGACGAUAUAGUUCGCCUAGAUAAUGCUGCUGUGAGGUUCUAGACUUGGAAAGCGACGCCUGCCUUGCACUCGCUCCUUGUCCGAGAAGUUGUGAACGUCGUCUUCGAUGCAAGCGACGCCUGCCUUGUACUCGCUCCUUGUUCGAGAGGUUGUGAACGUUGUCUUCGAUGCUGCUUUGAGGUUCCGACUUGGAAAGCGCCGCCUGCCGCAGUAUUGUUGUUGUUGUCAACGUCUCAGCUGACGCUAAGGGGUGAGAAGCGCAGUCUCAAUCGUGUGCUUUAUAGAACACCUCAACUGAGACACAUCUCUGACAGCGCCUGGAGCAGAGGAUAGCAGGCGACCAACACCCAUCCUUGCCGUCAGGGAUGCGAAGUGUUAUCUUGCGACGUGUAGCUUUUUUGUGCUUGAGGGUUCGUUCAUGUAUGGUGUUCGUCCGGUGGAGAGUGCAGGCCGUAUUAUUUAGUUAGGUCGUUACGUAGUUGGCGCCAUACCCUGUUGAGUAUGGACGCUACCACCCACCCUCCAGGUUCGAGAUUUUCACGCUUUCUACUAUUAAUAGUCGCUGUUUGUCGACAUAUCUACGUAGUACAUACAUGGCAAUGGUAGUGGUAAGCGCGGAAGCCCGGGCGGGACUUCUCCUUUCGUUUUGGCGAUUUUUACUACUACUUGUAUCGCCCCCCCCCCUUGUUUAGAUUAGACUUUUGAUGGUGUAUUGGACGAUGCCCAAUCAUGCGGCGUCAUGGGGGGGAGAACAGGGUUUUUCGGUACAGAUGUCGGGAUCAGCUACAUAUAUGUAGUUCAUUCGAGUCACUUCGUAAUCUUCGUGCGUGCAACCCACCGAUCCCCGCAGACAGACGUUGUGAGGAAAGGUGAGAGGCUGGUUCCUUGAUGUGCUCUUCGUCUUCAGGGUAUUCCCCCGUUCCUUGUCGUAUCUAUCUGUGGGAGUCUGGAGUUCUGAGCCGUGUUGACGGUUGUGUGGACGGAUGUGAUUCGUGUUUUGGCAAGUUUCAAGGUUGGUCGUCGUGCACAUCUUGCCUCGUACCAACCAGUGUUCAUUAUUUACUGAGUAGAUUUUUCCUGUUGGCAACAUGUAUAGCUUGACAUCAGUCGAACCUCGCUUAAGGACACACGUGGUUUUUCUCUAAAAAAAGUGUACUUUAGCCGGGGAAGUGUCCUUCAAAUUCAGGGGACUACAACUC